AGUAGCGCUUCUUUUCUGGGAAAUGGCGGCGCUCGUGGGGCUCCGCGCGGGUUUCUCCGCCCUCCAGCUGACCUCAUCCAGUUUACUGCACAGCUCCUUCAAACUGUGCGCAGUGCCGCUUAGUCGCAGGAGCUUUGCUGCUGAGGCCAAGAAAGUCUUUUCCCGUGAUAAACCUCACGUCAAUAUUGGCACUAUCGGUCAUGUGGACCAUGGGAAGACGACACUCACUGCAGCCAUCACCAAAGUCUUGGCAGAGGCAGGAGGAGCGAGAUACAAGAAGUAUGAGGACAUUGAUAAUGCUCCUGAGGAGAAAGCCAGAGGAAUCACUAUCAACGCCUCGCACGUAGAAUACACGACAGCCAACCGGCACUAUGCACACACAGACUGCCCCGGACACGCUGAUUAUGUCAAGAAUAUGAUCACAGGAACUGCUCAGAUGGACGGCUGUAUCCUGGUUGUUGCAGCAACAGAUGGUCAAAUGCCUCAGACACGGGAGCACCUCUUAUUGGCCAGGCAGAUUGGAGUAGAGCAUGUGGUCGUGUUUGUGAAUAAAGCAGAUGCAGUGGAGGAUAAGGAGAUGCUGGAGCUGGUGGAGCUAGAAAUCAGGGAGCUGCUCACAGAGUUUGGUUAUGACGGAGAGAAAACACCUGUGGUCAUCGGGUCUGCACUCUGUGCAUUGGAGAACAAGCAGCCGGAACUGGGACUGGAUGCUGUUAUGCAAUUGCUGCAGGUGGUGGACGAAUAUAUUCCUCUGCCAAAGAGACAACUGGACAAACCAUUCCUUCUGCCCAUAGAGGGCGUCUACUCCAUCCCAGGUCGUGGAACAGUAGUAGCCGGCACUCUGGAGAGAGGGUUGAUAAAGAAGGGAGAUGAGUGUGAGUUUGUGGGACACAAUCGCUCUGCUAAAUCAGUCGUUACAGGCAUUGAGAUGUUCCACCAGUCUUUAGAUCGUGCUGAAGCGGGUGAUAAUCUGGGUGCUCUGGUUAGAGGGCUGAAGAGAGAGGAUGUGAGGAGGGGGAUGGUGAUGUGCAAACCAGGAUCCAUCCAACCCCACCAGAAAGUCAGAGCACAGGUGUACAUCCUGAGUAAAGAGGAAGGCGGCAGACACAAGCCCUUUGUCACUAACUUCAUGCCCGUCAUGUUCUCUCUGACCUGGGACAUGGCCUGCAGAGUCCAGCUACCUGAUGACAAGGAGAUGAUCAUGCCAGGAGAAGAUGCUUCCCUAACCCUGACACUCCGGCAGCCCAUGGUUCUGGAGAAAGGACAAAGGUUCACACUAAGAGACGGCAAUAAAACCAUCGGAACGGGGCUGGUAACGGAAAUCUUGACAUCCACACCAGAGGACCAGCACAACUGGGGCUGAGACCAACAGAGAGAGGGAUGAGGGAGGAGGAUGGUGGGGGGGGGGGGUUAUGAUGCCAGUGGGGACAGGAAAGGUGUGGAGUUGGAGACAGGAAAGGUGUGGAGUUGGGGACAGAGAAGCGUCCUGUAUAAAACUGAUCAAAUAUCUGCUCUUCUACAUGUCUGCUUGGACAGUAAAAUGGUUUUUGCUGAUGUAAAGUACCAUAAGGUGGAGAAUUCUAGCCUUGGACCCACAUGUACAGUGUUUUCUCAGGCUAAAUGAAUAGUUCAACAGAGAGGAAAAAAAAACACAUUUACAGAAUUAUGCCCUUUACCCAAAUGUAGUUGACCAGUCAAGAUAUGUUUGAUGUCUAGAGCUUUAGUUUUGCACUCGAGGUACGAGGCUAUUGUGGCUAAGAAAUAGUGAACGUUUAUACGAUGCUGGUUGACUGUUAUCUAUAAUAAUGGAAAAACUUUAUCACUUUGUCGUACAGUGUCAGAAACCACAAUUUAUCUUGAAUAGGCUUGCUUAACAUCUUUGCACAGAGGUGAAUGUGUGUUGAUUUAGGCCUACAGUUUUCAUGAUGCUAACUGGUGAGGUAUAAGCUUCUAUUGUUAAUUACAUUAGCGUACUGGCUCCAGUGCAAAACUUGAUCAGCUCAUUCUACAACACACCUUAUUCAUAAAGAGCUGGGAAAACGCAUGAAACCACUUAUUUGUCUGGUUGAAUCUCUUUGAAGUGCUGCUGCACCAUUUUGGCCCAGGUGAUCAGUGAACUCAACCAUCUCGUUUUAUUGAACUACCUGAGAGACGGGGCAUGGCUUAAGAGGCCUGCUAGCCCAGCAAGUGGUGGUGUGGGUCCACCAUCGUCCAGCCUCUAUCUGGAUUCAGCUUCCAUGAAGGGUUGUGAUGAGAGGUUUGAGGAUAAGGCAUCACGGUGGUCGAAGGAGGAAUUUUUUCAAGCUUUCAAGCUUAAAGUCCGGCAGUGGAGUUCCAUACAAUCUGUUUUUGCUUCUGUCUAUAAGUGCUAAUGAAUGUGGUUGAUGUAAUAAAGUGUAUUUAAUAGAA
Molecule: messenger RNA, 2409 nt
Organism: Pygocentrus nattereri (red-bellied piranha)
Lineage: Eukaryota; Metazoa; Chordata; Actinopteri; Characiformes; Serrasalmidae
Gene: tufm
Product: Tu translation elongation factor, mitochondrial
Exons: 10
Coding region: 23-1363 (446 amino acids)
Biological process (GO): mitochondrial translational elongation
Cellular component (GO): mitochondrion
Molecular function (GO): GTPase activity; translation elongation factor activity; GTP binding
Source: RefSeq, a predicted model, not a curated record